Molecule: messenger RNA, 270 nt
Organism: Penicillium soppii
Lineage: Eukaryota; Fungi; Ascomycota; Eurotiomycetes; Eurotiales; Aspergillaceae
Product: alpha/beta fold hydrolase
Exons: 1
Coding region: 1-270 (89 amino acids)
Source: RefSeq, a predicted model, not a curated record
AUGAACACCAGCUUCAAGUCAGCGUAUGACUCUAUCAGGGAUUUCCCGGAAACAGAUUUCACAGAGGAUCUGAAGAAGAUUGAUAUUCCCGUGCUGGUUCUUCAUGGGCAUGAUGAUCAAGUUGUUCCUAUUGAAGCAUCUGGACUGAAGCCAGCAAAACUUCUUCCUCAAGGCAGGUUGAAGAUUUGCAAGGGGAAAUCCCACGCUAUUCACAACAUCAAUGUUGAUGAAGUUAAAAAGACCUGCUUGACUUUAUCAAGUCAUGAGUAA